GUGCUCGUUGCUCCGGAGUCGGGGCGCGGGGGUACCAGGGGCGUGCCCCGAUGCCGAGCCCGCGGCUUCUGGUGCUCUUCGGCAGCCAGACAGGCACGGCCCAGGAUGUGUCGGAGAGGCUGGGCCGCGAGGCCCGGCGCCGGCGGCUCGGCUGCCUGGUGCAGGCUCUGGACUCCUACCCGGUGGUGAAUCUGAUUAAUGAGCCCCUGGUGAUAUUUAUUUGUGCAACUACAGGCCAAGGAGACCCCCCUGACAACAUGAAGAACUUCUGGAGAUUCAUAUUCCGGAAGAACCUGUCGUCAACCUCCCUCUGUCAGAUGGACUUUGCUGUCCUGGGCCUUGGGGACUCCUCUUAUGCCAAGUUCAAUUUUGUGGCCAAGAAGCUGUACCGACGGCUGCUGCAGCUUGGGGGCAGAGCCCUCCUGCCCGUGUGCCUGGGUGAUGACCAGCAUGAACUGGGGCCUGAUGCCGCUGUCGACCCCUGGCUGCACGACCUGUGGGAGAAGGUGCUGGGGCUGCACCCAGUGCCACUCCAUCUCGGCAUCAUCCCCCCAGGAGUCCCUUUGCCCUCCAAGUUCACCCUGCACUUCCUUCAGGAGGCCCCCAGCACGUGUUCUGAGGAGCAGCAUGUGACCAGGACAGACCCUCAGGGUUCCCCUUCAGAGCUGCAGCCCUUCCUUGCACCCAUGGUCACCAACCAGAGGGUCACCGGCCCCCUGCACUUCCAGGACGUUCGGCUGAUUGAGUUUGACAUCACAGGCUCUGGGCUCAGCUUUGCAGCUGGUGAUGUGGUGCUGAUCCAGCCCGAGAAUGCGGCCGGCCACGUCCAGCAGUUCUGCCAGGUGCUGGGCCUGGACCCUGACCAGUGCUUCACGUUGCAGCCUCAGGAGCCAGGUGUCCCCCGCCCCGCGCGGCUGCCCCAGCCCUGCUCCGUGCGGCACCUCGUGUCACGGUACCUGGACAUCGCCAGCGUGCCACGCCGCUCCUUCUUUGAGCUCCUGGCCUGUCUCUCCCCCCACGAGCUGGAGCGAGAGAAGCUGCUGGAGUUCAGCUCUGCCCAAGGCCAGGAGGAGCUGUGCGAGUACUGCAGCCGGCCCCGCAGGACCAUCCUGGAGGUGCUGGGUGACUUCCCACACACAGCUGGAGCCAUCCCCCCAGACUACCUGUUGGACCUCAUCCCCCCGAUGCGGCCACGGGCCUUCUCCAUCGCCUCCUCCUUGCUGGCUCACCCCUCAAGGCUGCAGAUCCUCGUGGCUGUAGUGCAAUACCAAACACGCCUCAAGGAGCCUCGCCGGGGCCUCUGCUCCUCCUGGCUCGCAUCCUUGGACCCUAGACAAGGACCUGUCCAGGUGCCCCUAUGGGUGCGGCCUGGGGGCCUGACCUUCCCAGAGACACUGGACACGCCCGUGAUCAUGGUGGGGCCUGGCACUGGUGUGGCCCCCUUCCGAGCAGCUGUCCAGGAGCGUGUGGCCCAGGGUCAGACUGGUGAGAAACUUCUUGUUUUUUGGCUGCCGCCGGCGAGACCAGGACUUCUACUGGGAGCCAGAGUGGAAGGAGCUGGAGAAGAGGGGCUGCCUGACCCUGGUCACGGCAUUCUCCCGGGAGCAGGAGCAGAAGGUGUACGUGCAGCACCGGCUCCGGGAGUUCGGGCCACUGGUGUGGGAGCUGCUGGACCGCCAGGGCGCCUACUUCUACCUGGCAGGCAACGCCAAGUACAUGCCGGCAGAUGUGUCAGAAGCCCUGACAUCCAUCUUCCAGGAGGAGGGCGGGCUCUCCGGCCCUGAAGCGGCCGCCUACCUUGCCAGGCUGCAGCGGACACUGCGUUUCCAGACUGAAACGUGGGCCUGAGGAGCCAUCCU
Messenger RNA from Ceratotherium simum simum (southern white rhinoceros), 1859 nucleotides. The record is from RefSeq and is a predicted model, not a curated record. NCBI's taxonomy places the organism in Eukaryota, Metazoa, Chordata, Mammalia, Perissodactyla, Rhinocerotidae.